CCGAUCGACACCUGAAUUCCCUCCCCCACCGGAAGUGACGAUAAAUCAUGAUCAGAAAUUUGUCGCUCCUGUUUCUCAUCGCGUCUACGGCGAUUGCGGCCCCCUCGUCCCCGUCCCCCCUCCGCUGGUUAGGUUUUCACAAGAGCAAGAGCCCUUUUUCCUGGGAAAUGCCUUCAACGUGUGUGAAAGCAUACAAGCAAAGUUUGCUUGCGCCUGUGCAGAAAGCGGCGUGCAAAAGGAACUUGGCCCUCAUGCCCGUGCUGGUCUCCGCCUCCAGGAAAGUAUCGGAAGUCUGCCAGGAGACUUUCAAGAGGAAUAGGUGGAACUGUUCCUCUAUAGAUUUAGCCCCCAGAUUCGGCCAGGACAUCCUCAGAGGUACAAGUGAACAGGCGUUCGUGAGCAGCUUGGCAUCAGCGGGUUUGGCGAUUGCUGUGGGCCGGGCUUGUGCCGAGGGGCGCAUCAAGACGUGCAGCUGCGGUAAAGAAUCGAGGGAGCCGCCCCCAUCGGAUUUCAAAUGGGGCGGUUGUGCCGAUAACAUCGGAUACGGCGUGAAGGCGGCGAAAGCCUUCUCUUCGGAACCCUUCGACAGACGGAAAUUCCGGGCGAACGUCGACGUCAGAUUGCACAGACACAACAGCAGGGUAGGAUGGAGAGCCGUGCGUUCGUCUUGGCGCCUCCAGUGCAAGUGCCACGGAGUGUCUGGGUCCUGUGAAGCCAAAACGUGCUGGAAGGCUCUCCCAUCCCUCCUGGAUGUAGGUGCGAAGCUGAAACUGAAACAUCGGGACGCGGAGGAAGCGAAGCCAGUGCCAGUGGGCAGGAAGACAAAGCUUCUGCCCAGCACCGCUCGCUUCAAUAAAGAUGACCUCGUGUACACGGUCAAGUCUCCCGAUUACUGCGUUUUCGAUCCGAGCUCGGGAUCUGCUGGCACAAAAGGAAGACAGUGUAACAGUACUACCACGGAUUCUUUCGGAUGUGAAGCAAUGUGUUGCUCCCGAGGUUACUUGACAACAUGGACUGAAAGAGAAGAGAGAUGCGGUUGCAAAUUCCAGAGGUGUUGCUACGUGACUUGCAACACCUGCAAGAUCAGGACAAAUCUAAACUUGUGCUUGUGACUUGAAUGGCUUAGCAUAUGCGUGAUUGCAAACGAUAAGUCCACUCUAUUCUAGGGUGAACCACGAGAUAGCGCCAAGCACAGAUUCCGAGAUGAAUCAGAAGUUCAAAUGGAAUUCGAAAAUACUUCUCAAGUCAAGUUGGGAAGGAGUUCCAUUUCUGUUCUGAAAAUUUGAUUUUUGGAUGAUUGCUCUACCGACUCCAAGAUAUAAAAGAAUGGAACGAAAAAAAAAAAAAAAAAAAGUACAUCAAAGAAACGCUGUGAUAUUUUGUUUCUUUAAACCUCUGCUUUUGAAUUUUAUUAGCAAAACUGUGUAAGAUGAGAAUUCUGUUGAAUUAUUAACAUCAACAGUGUUUUCGCUGUGCAGUACAAACCUAAGAUUCUGAUGAAAGGUGUUCACUUAGUCAUUUAUUUAUUUUUUUAUAAUUCAUUAUUUAAAGUCAUGUUUCGACGCAAUUUUUAAGAAUGAGUUUUAUGUUUUACUGCAUAACAUCACUAAUGUAUUUUAUUUAUUGAUCACAUGAAUUCUGAACAGUAAGUUA
This is a messenger RNA of Argiope bruennichi, 1653 nucleotides long. Its product is annotated as protein Wnt-11-like. The transcript is spliced from 5 exons. Gene Ontology annotation, molecular function: cytokine activity; frizzled binding. The coding region runs from base 48 to 1112 and encodes 354 amino acids. NCBI's taxonomy places the organism in Eukaryota, Metazoa, Arthropoda, Arachnida, Araneae, Araneidae. The record is from RefSeq and is a predicted model, not a curated record. Gene Ontology annotation, biological process: canonical Wnt signaling pathway; multicellular organism development; neuron differentiation. Gene Ontology annotation, cellular component: extracellular region.